Messenger RNA from Onychomys torridus (southern grasshopper mouse), 711 nucleotides. Its product is annotated as COMM domain-containing protein 7-like. Gene Ontology annotation, biological process: negative regulation of DNA-templated transcription; tumor necrosis factor-mediated signaling pathway. The transcript has a single exon. The record is from RefSeq and is a predicted model, not a curated record. NCBI's taxonomy places the organism in Eukaryota, Metazoa, Chordata, Mammalia, Rodentia, Cricetidae. The coding region runs from base 1 to 711 and encodes 236 amino acids. Gene Ontology annotation, molecular function: NF-kappaB binding.
AUGGGCCGCCUGCACUGCACACAGGACCCGGUGCCCGAGGAGGCCAUGCAUGGCGACAUGCAGCAGUUCUCAGCCCUGACAGAAGUGCUUUUCCAUUUCCUAACUGAGCCCAAAGAGGUGGAGCGCUUUCUGGCUCAGCUCUCAGAAUUUGCCACUACCAAUCAGAUGAGUCUUGGCCCCCUCAAAAGCGUCAUGAAAAGCCUCCUUCUGGUUCUGAAUGGGGCAUUGAAGAAGGGGUUCACUGCAGAGCAGGUGCGGACUGAUCUCCUGACUCUAGGUCUUAGUGAGGAGAAAGCCACUUACUUUUCUGAAAAGUGGAAGCAGAAUGCUCCAACCCUUGCACAAUGGGCCAUAGGUCAGACCCUGAUGAUUAACCAGCUGAUUGAUAUGGAGUGGCGAUUUGGAGUGACAUCUGGAAGUAGUGAAUUAGAGAAAGUGGGAAGCAUAUUUUUACAGUUAAAGUUGGUGGUUAAGAAAGGAAAACAAACUGAAAACGUGUACAUAGAGCUAACCUUGCCUCAGUUCUACAGCUUCCUGCAUGAGAUGGAGCGAGUCAGAGCAAGCAUGGAGGGUCUCAGCUGCUCUGUUUCUUGUUCCCGCCUCUUCCCUAGUGGCUGCUCCAGGAGCCCCGGCCACCUUGGGAGCCCAGGUGCAGAAUUUCUGGAAAAACAGGGCCCAGUACUUGAGGAGUCCUGCUUGACUCCUCUGUAA